CAAGGACCGACCAGCAUGUUCUUUCGACGUAUCUUGGAGCGCAAAGACAGUAGCAGUAACAAUGUGCCGCUCCCUAUAGCGACCACGGCAACGUCAGCAGCGGCCAAUAGCACUGCCACUGGCACUGGCACUGGCACUCGUACUCGCACUCCGUUGAAUGACUACAACAGCGAGGACAGCGAGAGUGUCACUUACGUGAGUGGUACAACGAGCAGCGAAGUCAAGGACAAGAAUAACAACCAGUCAGCCAGCGUGGGGGCUGGGGGCACCCAGACGAAAAUGCAGCGACGAACAGAGGCUCCGCCUCAGAUGGGUGCAGUGCAAUUGACGCCGCUGUGGGAGCAUAUUCUUCGCACUCGCCGCCUGCCGGAAACAAUUUGCCCCAACGCCAUGUAUGCAGAGUUCCACGAACGCCUACAGGAUCCAGAGUGGCAGGUGCGCCAGCACGCCCUGCGAGUUCUCGUCGACGUCCUUGUGGUGAUGCAAGACAGGGCCGACAAUCACAUGGAGGAGCACCAGCUGAUCGGCCUGCUGGUCGAGAACCUGGGCCACCAGGCGCCGACUGUUCGCAAGGGAGCCCUCGACUGCCUGCGCGUCUAUCUGGCCGAAACAGCUGUACCGGAAUCGGUCGUACUCAAGAUACUCGACACUGGCCUGACUCCCCUGGAGUCUGACCACGGCCGACUUAGCUGCGGCGUCUUGCUGUCACUUCCCGCAAUACUCCAAUCGAUUUUGCACACCCCCCAGCGGCACUUCAUAGUGCAGCAAGCCUUGCAGCGUGUCGUUCAGCACCUGGACCAACUGGCCCAGCAGGAGAUCACGCUGAAGGUCUUGUCGAAAAUGCGAGAGCUCUUGGGAGUCCACGAAUUCGAAGCUAUUAUGAACACGGUGGGCGGCCACACCACCCUGUCCAAGUACUAUCAGCUGUGUCAGGUGUAUGGAGUCUCCGAAAAGACGAAUCUGAAUCGCGUGGGAGAUGUCGGGAAGACGGGAGCGUGGCGAGCUCUGCCGCGGGAACAGAGCUGGCGGAGCAGUAGCCACCCCUCGGACCACCAAGCAAGCUGUUCCGACAAAGGGAAGGUCAUCAUGGAGACGGAGAUCCAAAUCAAUGACGACACUGUUACCAUGCGGCUGCUCGAGGCGGAUACCGAGACAGAAGAGUCCGACAGUCCAGCCCGGGUAUACGCCAAGGAUAUCGAACCAACGGAGCUUGUUUGCCGCGCCCUGGUGGGUAGUGCGAAGGCGAUGGCGAAGUCGAAGUCCCAUCAGGAUCUGAGGGAGGGCGCGGGAAUAGUCCAAGUUAUCAGCGACUCUGAAUUGGACGAGCCUCCCCGUACUGCCGGAUCUGAGAACAAGUCGGAGCCCAACACGCCCUCUCGUGGCCUGAAGCGAGUGACCUUUGGCGGAGAAAUAGUGAAAAUGCGCACUCCCGACAGCGAUGCGGCCAUUUCCUCAUACAAUUCCAAGCGCACAGCUCAGUCCAUGCAGGGCCCCACUAUAAUAGCGCUAGAUGACUCCUCGGGGUCUCCUCUGCAAACGCCGACAGAGGAUGAAGCUGUCGGGAUGGGCAUACCAAGUGCCACCGGCGACAGCAAGACAUCGGCCCUGGUCGUGGAAAUACCCAAUGAUAAUACCAAGCCAUUGCCUCGCCCAUUUAGCUCUCAGUCGGUGCGUCCACAGAGCAACGUGCAAGCCGAUCCGGCGCCGCCAGGUCCCAGUCCCAAACGUCAGGAAGGGGAAUCGAGAUUGACUCCGCCGCCGCACUCGCCCCUGUUCCGUAGUCGCAGCACGAGUCCGGCUGGAAGCAACAAUAUCAGUCCCAAGGUGCCGCACAAACAGAUCGAGGUGCUGCACAAUCUUCAGCGGGAUCCCUCGCCGCGAUCUCAGCGCCUGGCCGAGUCCGUUGGGGCAUCGCCAUCACCCUCCCCGACUCAAUCCAGGAGAGCACGUACCACCUCCAUCAUGUCGGCAGAGUCCCCAACCACACCAAAGUCCUGGGAGGACCUGGAUAUUGUCAACUACAAAACUCUAAUGGACCUUAGAUCUGGGGACUGGCGCCAUCGCUUGCAGGGCUUCUCUCACCUGGAGCUCGCCCUGAGCUCGUCGAGCAACCUGGCUCAGGUGCAGCCGUACUUGGACAGCUUGCUGCGAACAUUACUCUCCUCGGAGCGACACUUUGAGGUGGCCGAACUCAAGCGGGAAUUGCUGGUAAACCUGAUCACACGCCUUCCGCUGGACAACUUGGAGGAGCGCACUCUGCAGAUUCUAACGGGGCUGUGUCGCCAGGGCACAGCCGGAGCCAAUCGAGUGUGCAAGGCACUGAUGCAGCGCCUGCCAGCGGGCACCAUUGUGGCCAGACUUACUGCGCCGGAGUUCAUGCAUGCCAAGAGCUCGAAGUUCCGGGAUCAUGCCCUCCAAAUGUCCAUAUUCGCGCUGAUGACCUUUCCUGGCACCUGCUUCGACAUCAACCUGCUGACGGCACAGACAAUAUACUCCUCGCUGAAUCGCAAGCGACGCGUGCGCCAGGCAGCCCUGGAGGUCCUGGCCGUCCUGGCUGACAUCUCAUCUGUGAAGCAGGUUCUGGCAAUCGUUGCCGAAAUGGCAGCGGGCGUGGAGCUCGGUCCGCCCAUGCUCGAGGCUGCGCGAAUGCGUCUGUCCCGCCUGCAGUUGCCCAUUAUAACGCCGGACAGUUCCGUCUUGUUUGUGUUCAACCAAAUUGACACGCCCGGCAACAGGCGUGGUGCAGAUGUUGACUGGAUAAACCAGGGCGACGGCUCAGCCUCACCAAAUGCCAUCAAGAGGCGACGCAUGCGUGCUGCCAGCAGACAGCGUGGCGGCGUCCAGGAAAGCACAGAGCCAAAGGACAGGACACAGACACUCCACAGUUUCAGUCACGUCAAUGAGAACCUGCACCGACAUUCCUUCCACUCUCCUCCAGAGACCCUGGACAUGACUAGCCCCAAUGACUUUUCUCAGCGAUUAAGUUUUGGUGCUAGGACAAUGCAUGGCAACCUUAUGGACCGUCGCAUGGUGGGCAAAACGUGCUCAGAUACUUCGAUGGAUGGCCGAAGCACUGACAGCACGGCAACCACUUGCAGCAGUGGCAGCACUGGCAGUUUCAUACAGCUAACCUCGCGCACUGGGAGUCAUUUUGCAGGACCCAGCUCAAGAUUUCCCGCCAUGAACCAACAUACGGACUUUGUGAACAAUUUCAUGCGCAGCAUGCAGAGAUCCACCACAUCCUACACAAUGGAUGGUCAGGCAUAUCCCAAAGUCAGCUAUACGAACCCCAAGCCGCACCAGACCCAGAUGAAGCGCAAGAAGCUGCAGCACCAACACUCCUUCACGCUUACGCAGCAAAGCACUAGGACACGACACUCCGGCCAAGCACAAGAUGGAGAAAUGCUCAAACCAAAUGAAAUACACAAGAAACAGCGAAGCUUUUCCAUAGAUAAUCUGCAAUCGGCACACACGUUGGGCAGGGAGUGCGCCGGCGCCGCAAAAUCAGAUACAAGCGUUCGCACUGGAGCGGAUCCGGAAACAGCUCGGUCAUCGGCCACAGGGUCGCAAGCGGACAAAGAAACUACGGACGGGUCCCCGCUAUCCGUGAAGUCCACAAGCUACUCACAAAAGUCCACAGCCUCGGCCAAGUCGAGUAACAGUAACAGCAACUGUAACUGCGAGAAGGAGAGACGACCAACAAGUCCGGCUAGGAGUGGCGACAGCGUUGAUACAAAAUUGGAAGUCCUGAGUCUGGAGCGCAACGCGGUGGAGUCCUUUGGAGAGCUCGUAGUGGAUGACAUUGUAUCAAACAUUGAGGAAGAAGCAGAACACCAUGCCAUGCGCCAUGAGGACACUCUGAAACGUAACGAGAGUGUCAACAGCCUCCACAGUAAAACAGAAAGCAUCAAGACACAGCUGGAAGACGCAUCCCCGCAGCUUUCGAGGGCCCAAUCGACCAAGUCGCUGCCCAUUGAAGAAGACAUUGAGGGCAGCAACAGUUUCGUGGUGGUGGAAGAAGUUCAGCACGAGCUGGAGGCGUCACCCACUGAGUCUUCGCCUUUUAAGCAACUGGAGGGCCAGCUGGCGGAAAGCGAAAUUUCAACAACCGCGAAUCAUACCAGCGGUUGCUCUAGCUCAAGAUCGCGACCUUUGCAGGAUAACCUGGCUAUACAGCCCCGCAGCAUUUCCCUAGAGUCGCUUUACGGUGGAGCACGCCCUGCCUCGAAGCAAGGAUCUCUGGAUAACACCAGUACAAGUACCACUGACAAUGCGUCGUCGCAGUCUGGUUCGCAAAUAGGGAACAUCAAUGUCAUUGUCAACGCCAGAGGGAAGACCAAGCACACGCCGCUCAAGCAAAAGUCAAAGACGUCAUAUUUUCUGCGCGGGCAACGGCGUGUCUCUCCGGUGAAGCAGGCCAUCAAGAUAUCGCAGGCGGAGCUGUUCCCCCAAAACAUGUCGCGCUUCGAGAAGCCUCGCGAGGCCCUGCUCAAGACCUUUGACCAGCUAGACUCCAGCAACUGGGAGCUGAACAUAGUCGGCUUGAAGGGCAUGGUACGGCUGAUACGCUGCCAUGCCGAGUUUCUGGACAGCCACAUGCACAUGACCUGCAUACAACUCACCCGCUCUGUCCGGAACUUGCGCUCUCAGGUGGCUCGCGCCUCCUGUCAAGCCGCCGCCGAAUUGUUCAGCUUAAAGUCCAAGUACCUGGAGCAGGAAUGUGAUGAUCUCGUGUGUGCGCUUUUGCAUCGAACCGCAGACACGAAUCGCUUUAUACGUGCGGACGCAACGCACGCCUUGGAGUCGAUGGUGGAUCACGCCCAGCCAGUAAAGGUGCUAAAUAUACUUGCAACCAAGGGUGCUCAGCACCAGAACGCUCUGGUUCGUACUUCCACGGCCAAGCUGUUGUUCCGACUCGUGGAGCGACUAGGCAGUGAUCGCAUAUAUGCCAUGGGCCGUGACAAUCGCGAUAAGUUCUUUGUGGUGGGCGCCAAUCUGCUGCUUGAGGGAAGCCUGGAAACUCGCAGCUAUGCCAAGUCCCUGUUCCGCGCCCUGUCCGAGCACAGCAGUUACCAGCGACUCUUGCUGGAAGUAAUACCACCGCGCACGUAUAGGAAUGUGGAGAAGACGCUCCGGAGCAUAGCACGUUAGUAAACACUCAGCAUCUGCAUCUGUCAUCUGUACAGCUUAGCUCUAUUUAUACAAAGGCAAAGGCACAUUCCAGGGGAAUGCGAAUUUCAUUGAUGAAUGUGUGUAGUGUGAUCUGCUUUACGAUGAUACAUACAAAAGUUUCUAUCUAGAUGUUCUUAAGCAAUACUUAAAGACUAAUAAAAACAUUGUUAUCUUUAA
Molecule: messenger RNA, 5349 nt
Organism: Drosophila obscura
Lineage: Eukaryota; Metazoa; Arthropoda; Insecta; Diptera; Drosophilidae
Product: TOG array regulator of axonemal microtubules protein 1
Exons: 10
Coding region: 16-5151 (1711 amino acids)
Biological process (GO): mitotic spindle assembly
Cellular component (GO): cytoplasmic microtubule; microtubule organizing center; spindle microtubule
Molecular function (GO): microtubule binding
Source: RefSeq, a predicted model, not a curated record